UUCCGACCUCCGCCUCUCCCUCUGGCGAGGAAGAGACGCGACCCCACGCGCAUGCCCCGAUCAUCCCAGAGGGGCGGGGCCGAGGCUAAGGGAGAGGGAGGGGGGGAAAGAAAAGGGAAUUCCAACCUGUGGAAUCUUGGGGGUACCCAAGGUCGGCUUCUUCGCAUUGACUGUGGAUGGUACCUGGCACAGAGCCUCUGGUGGCUCGUGGGGAGCUUGGGGGUCCGCAGGGUGAGGGCGGAGGGGAGUGUCAGUGUCAGAGUGUGAGUGGGGUACGGGAGUUCCAAACUUAGUCUUGAGGCCCUCGGGUCUCCCGUGCCGGGGAAGGGAGCUCGGGCCGCCAUGCGCGACAGGACCCACGAACUGAGGCAGGGGGAUGACAGUUCGGACGAUGAGGACAAGGAGCGGGUCGCGCUGGUGGUACACCCGGGCACCGCACGGCUGGGGAGCCCGGACGAUGAGUUCUUCCAAAAGGUCCGGACAAUUCGACAGACUAUUGUCAAGCUGGAGAAUAAAGUCCGAGAGUUGGAGAAGCAGCAGGUCACCAUCCUGGCCACGCCCCUUCCCGAGGAGAGUAUGAAGCAGGACCUGCAGAACCUGCGUGAUGAGAUCAAACAGCUGGGGAGGGAGAUCCGAGCGCAGCUGAAGGCCAUAGAGCCCCAGAAGGAGGAAGCUGAUGAGAAUUAUAACUCAGUCAACACAAGGAUGAAAAAAACCCAGCAUGGGGUCCUGUCCCAGCAAUUCGUGGAGCUCAUCAACAAGUGCAACUUGAUGCAGUCGGAAUAUCGGGAGAAGAAUGUGGAGCGGAUUCGGAGGCAGCUGAAGAUCACAAAUGCUGGAAUGGUGUCUGACGAAGAGCUGGAGCAGAUGCUGGACAGUGGGCAGAGUGAGGUGUUUGUAUCCAAUAUACUGAAGGACACACAAGUGACUCGACAGGCCCUAAAUGAGAUCUCAGCCCGGCACAGUGAGAUCCAGCAGCUUGAACGCAGUAUCCGUGAACUUCAUGAGAUCUUCACUUUUCUGGCUACUGAAGUGGAGGUGCAGGGGGAGAUGAUCAACCGGAUUGAGAAGAACAUCCUGAGCUCAGCAGACUAUGUGGAACGGGGGCAGGAACAUGUCAAGAUGGCCCUGGAGAACCAGAAGAAGGCACGGAAGAAAAAAGUUUUGAUCGCCAUCUGUCUGUCUGUCACUGUCCUCAUUGUGGCAGUGAUCAUUGGUGUCUCCAUAUUGGUUUGAGAACAUCGCACGUUCUUGGUCCCUGCUGCUGAUGACGCUGCUGCUCCAAGCCGCCCUUGCCCAGCCCAUCUGGCCACAGUACCGCUUGCUUCGGCUACACACAUAUAGUUGCUGGGGUGACACGAGUCAUGGAAGGGCUGGACGUGUGUCCCUCGGUGCAGUCUCAUUCUCCGCCCCUGGGCCUGGCCUGGGGGAAGGAGCCGGGGGGUGGGGGGGUGGGGGUGGGGUUAGGCCCCGAUGAUCCCUGCCUGCUCUGCCUCCAUCCAUCUGGGCUCCCGCCUGCAGCGCCUCCCGGUGGCCCUCAAGUGACCCUGGCGCGGCUGUUGCAAGGCGCCUGCGCCAGGUCCAGGUCCAAGCGUAAGCUUGGCUCUGAGUCUAGGGGGCGUGGCCUUGUGGGAAUUGGAAAAUGAUUGGCCAGCGGAACUAAAUGUUGCUCCUAAAGCGCAUCGGGAUUGGCCUGUUAGACGUCCUGGGGAAGUGAACACUGGGUAUUAAACCACAAUUAACGAAAUGCUGAUAUGGGAGGGGCCUCAGCGAGUCCUCAGUUGCACCCAAAAGUGAUUGGAUCACAGGGCGUAGGUGGCAUGAUCAAAACUCUAACAGGCGGAGGGGCACGAACUUGUGAGUCUGGCUGGGGUAGUGAGUCUGGGACUUCACCCAAGAAGCCGUGGCUGGGUCCCUCUCCCUCUUCGCUGAACUGGGCAGCUGUGCAAGUCUUGGAGGGUACCCAUGCCUCCGUCCUGCCUGAGAUCGUGCAUCCCGUGUACAGAUGAAGCCCUAGACAUCUACAGGAAAGGUGUGCAAACACAAUCUGGAUGUCGGCUCAAUGGGAAAACUGCGAGGUAGGACGGAUCCUGCCCCAGUAGAAGACUGAUUUGAAUACGGGGCCUCUGGGUUUUCCUAAUUCUCCCUCUCUUCCCCUGCGUCCUGCAUCUUCAGCGGAACUCUGUCCUGUUGUUCGCCUUUGCCCACGCACUCACCUUUCUGCCUUCAGAGGAAAACUGCACGACCUGUGGCACCUACUGAUCUGAUAGGAGACUAUCAGACCAAGGCAAAGACUGUGUCACAUCUACGCAGCUGGGUAAUGCAGCUGGGUAUCCGUGUGGGGUAUGUGACUUCUGAUCGGUUUUGCUAGACGGCGUCACCCCUAAAAGCCUGUUUACCUCUCUGUCUCACCCAGGAAGUUGUGCAGAACCUCCUGAAAGAGGUAGCUAGAUGGCCCAGUGAGGUCUCGGAUGCUGGCCCUGUAGUUUGAACUUUUCCUGUGGGCUAGGGGACACAUGGAAGGGUUUUGAACAGGUGAGUGGCAAGUUUGGGGCAAAUCUCGCAGUCAGGUGGACCCAUGCACUGGAGAUUUCACUCCAGUGAAAAUCCACAAGGUGGCUCUCUUGUCGAUACCCUCUCCUGGGGAAAACUGAGCUCAGUGAGGAGGUAGGGGCAGAUUUUGCGCUGAAGUCCUGUCUUGGCUGCUGUUCAGGGAACAGGGUCUUGGUUGAGUGCGGCUUUUCCAAAUCCAUCUUGCAGCAUAGCUUUUCAUCUAUAGCUCUCCCCACUUAUUGCCUCAUUCACUCAUCACUCAAUAUUUCAUGGUUCAAAUUACUAGGAAAAGAAACCUGACUGGUCUGGGUCAGGCUACUUUGACCAGCCUAUAUAAAUUAUCUACCUCGAGGGGUGCCUGGGUGGUUCAGUCGGUUGAGCUUCUGACUUCGGCCCAGGUCAUGGUCUCAUGGUUUGUGGGUUCAAGUCCCAUGUCAGGCUCUGUGCUGACAGCUCAGAGCCUGGAGCCUGCUUCGGAUUCUGUGUCUCUCUUUCUGCCCCUCCCCAGCUCAUACUCACACUCUGUCUCUGUCAAAAAUAAAUAAACUUAAAAACGUUAAAAAAAAAAUAAAUUGUCUACCU
This is a messenger RNA of Leopardus geoffroyi (Geoffroy's cat), 3135 nucleotides long. It is a transcript of the gene STX4, whose product is annotated as syntaxin 4. Gene Ontology annotation, cellular component: SNARE complex; endomembrane system; plasma membrane. The transcript is spliced from 11 exons. Gene Ontology annotation, biological process: vesicle fusion; intracellular protein transport; exocytosis. Gene Ontology annotation, molecular function: SNARE binding; SNAP receptor activity. Bases 343 to 1236 code for a protein of 297 amino acids. The record is from RefSeq and is a predicted model, not a curated record. NCBI's taxonomy places the organism in Eukaryota, Metazoa, Chordata, Mammalia, Carnivora, Felidae.